AUGUACUCUCCUCCCUAUUCGAUCGGCGGCCACCGCAGUAUCUCCCACGAGAACCGUUCUGUUUCCCGCGAGAAUCGUUCCGUCGCCCGCCAAAUCACCCGCCAACUCUCACAAGACAGAACUCCUCGCAACAUGUCCCACGUCACCUCCCACAGAAGCUCCUCCCAGUCCUACGGCAACUCCAAAGACGCUUCGCGCAGCGACCCCCGCAGGCGAUCCCAUAGCAUCUCCCACCAGGUCUCCCGCACAAUUUCUCAUGAUCCUACCUGCGACAUCUGCAACGACGCCACGUCUUGCGACAAGUGCAGACAAGGCUCCGUUGGCACUUCUCACAGCUCCUCCAGCGAUGUCUCCCGAACCUUCUCCCACACCAUGCCGCAGAGCACCUCCUACACCACCUACAGCGGCGGUGACUCACGCAUCGGCUCGGGCGACUUUUCCAAGAGCUUCUCUCAGAGCCUUCUCUAUGGCGGCUCUUCGCACAAGGACCAUGAAGGUUCCUCCAACGAUGCCUCGAACGCGAUGGCUGAGAGCUAUUCACGCGACUUCCCACAGAGCACCUCAUACGCCACUCGCGGAGGGAACUCCCAUCACGACUCAACCGACUUCUCCCAGGGUAGACGUCAGAGCUUCCUUCAGAGCUUUCACAGGUCAUCUUAUGACGGUCAUGGAGAUGUUCCCAAGGCAUUGAACUUUGCCCCCAAGAGUUCAUCGCAUAUGGUUUCGGAGAGCUUUUCGCCCGACCUGCCUCAAAGUCCCUCCUGGGAGAUUCGGACCGACUUCAAUCCUCACGGCUCUGGCAACAACGAUACUUCUCAUGAAGCCUGCUGUGAUAUUUGCAGCGGAGGUUCCAGUAGUUCCUCCAAUGAGGCAUCUAACCACGUCACUCACGUCGCCCGCGAUGGAGGUGGAGGUGGUGGAGGCGGCUUCUACGAGGACUGGAGUAAUCACUCUCAUCGACCGCAAAGCCCGACCCACGACAGGGCCCAUAACAUCUCUGGUAUCAUCGUUGGGGAUAGGUCAAACAAGGUGACCGGAGAUGCACACAAGCACAAGACCAGGGAUGUCGACGGACCCACGAGCAACACAUCUGGCAAAGUGUCCACCACGACGCACACCACCUCCAACAACGGGACCCCCAACGUUUCUGGCAAUACCUCUACCCAUGGGCACCAUAAGAGACAUGAUGGUCCCCAUGGAGUCUCCAGAGACGUCACCAACAACAACUCUCGCGAGCAAACCGACGGAGGUCAUGUUGUGCACCACAAUCACGAGCAUAGACCUAGUCCAAAAGGCUUUCUUCAAGGCAUUACCGAGGAUGGCGAGAGUACCAGAAGUCACAGCAAUGAGUCUCACAGCCAUCACCAUCACCAUUCUAAGCAUAGCCACAGAGAUGGUGGGCACAACACUGUCUCGGGUAACCCCGGUUCUGAGCGUAACAACACGACCAUCAGCCACCACAACGUCCCGGGCAGCAACACCCACGAGCAUGGUCAUGGUCACAAUCACGGCAGUCACACCAUCACCAACACUAGUAGGCAGAAUGAUACGACCAAUAGCCGCAACGAGGUCCCCAGCAACAGCUCUAGCUCUCAGCGUGGACAUACUCACGGUGGCCAUACUAUCAUCAACAACAGCUCGGCGACUAACGACACUACUAGAAGCUACAAUGACGUCCCUGGCAACAACACCCGCCCUGAUGGGCAUAAUCACAACUACACCAACACCGAUACCAGCUCUUGGAACAAGGACACAACCAAGACCCAUCACAAUGUUCCGGGCAAUGACCCAAGCCCUGAUCAUAUUCACGGUGGCUACACAGUCAUCACCAAUAGUUCUGGUGGGGGUAAGGAUAGACCGAGAAGCUAUCAAAUUGCCCCGGGCACCACCUCUAUCUUAGAGCAUGGGCACAACGGCAAAACCACCACGACUACUAGCUCUGGGAAUCCCAAAAUCACAGGCAGCCACAAGGAUAUCACUGGAGACACUCCCCACCCCGGAAAACAUCAUCAUACCCCAAGCACAGGUCUCAAUGGCCAUCCUCCUGUCCUACACACGACAGAGCCUACUAUCCCUCAGAAGCCAUCUUCCCCAGUGCCUCCUCAGUUGGCACUACCUCGAGAAGUCCCUCAGCCGGCAACUUCUCGCCCUUCAACUUCUAAAGGAGUACCUUCUCUACCACCAAUUUCUCAAUUAACAGCAUCCCGAGAAGUCCCUCCUCAACCAUCGACUUCAUACCCUUCAACUUCUCAAAGGGUACCUUCUCAACCGUUGGAUUCUCAACCUCCAACUUCCCAAGUACCAUCGUCUCAGGCGCCACCUCAAGCAGUCGCCAUGCAAAGAUCAACGGGACCGCCACCUCAAGGGCCGCCCCAAGAGCCUCCUACUCAGCCCCCAGCUCCUCGAGGACAGCCCCUAGGGUCCCCACCCCCAGGAACCUCCUCACACUACGUUCCUGAGAAGGAUCCCUUCAACGGCCCAACUUACAGUGAGACCAGCCAUGACCACGGAGAAUCAGACGAGCACCGCCGAGUAGGCAAACCCAUCACCCGCCAUGGCUGGCGACGCUUCCUCCACGGAUGGAUGAUACACAUCCCCGCCAUCAUCUUGACCGCCAUCAUCCUAUGGCUUGCCUCGAGAGAACGCUACUGGUACGGCUUGACAGGCCCCAGCAGGGUCCGCCUGAGCCCCAAAGGCGUCGAGGUUUUUCUUUUGUUUGCCUUCAAGAUCUAUGAGAUCUUCCUCAUUCUCUCACUCUCCGCCAUGGCCAUCAGCAUGUUCCGCCGCAGACUUAUCGGUGGCGGCGUUCGUCUUGGCUUUCUCACAGGGGCCUAUCGCGUCGGUGACUUUCGCUACAUCUUCUCGCUACCCUUCUGGCGUCACGGCUUUCUCAGCCUCUCAUUCUGGGAGAUGAUGCUUGCCCUCUUCGUCCUCUUCGCAACCAUCUUCAGCCUCCUCUUACUGCCUGCCGCCGGCGCCUUGCUUCUCCCAUCACUCCAGUGGUACGGGAUGAACCACAACAAGGCUUUCGGAGGCGUCAGCGCACCGCUCCUGUACCAGACACAGCCCGACCAGGUAUGGCCAACGCUCUUCACCGACGGCGCGCCCUGGAACAACACGCCGGUCUGCGUCGAGGCCGAGGGCAUCUACAACGCCGCCUGUCCCGCCGGCGGGUUCACCACCGUCUGGAAUUGGGCCAAGGGCUACUCUACGACCGGCCUGCAGGACACCGUCUCAUUCUCCAGUCCCUCGACGAAUCUCAGCCGUCAACUGAUGGUCACCGAGGUAACCGCCGAUUCUGACACGCGGGAUCCGCCUGUGUUGUCGACCACCCCGUCCCACCACUUCAACAUCAACUUCGGCCUGGUCAAGAACUACAUCGAGAACGGGAACACCAUCACUGAAGAUGACUCCCAGUACCGCCUCAGCACCCGACGGGUCAACGCCCAAAACCCGGACUCGAGCAGCCCAAUCUACCAACCCUUCAUCCAGUCGCUGUGCAAUGUCGUUCCCAAGUCAGACGUCAUCGCCAACAACGGCUCGCUGGUGUACCCGAUAUCAUCCCUCAACUGCUUCGGCGACGCCACCUGUCUGCAGAUGAAGCGCGCAUCACCGGCCCGCUCCCUCGACGUGUCCGCCUGGGACUCGGAAGAAUGCCACCUCCAGCUCAUCACCACCGACUUCUUCGUCUUCCAGAACGGCACGCCCAUCAUCGAAGUCGCGGGUCAGCUCCCUGACGUCAACGGCGAUUACCGCAAAGACCGUCUCUUUUCGUGCACAAUGCUGGCAACCUGGGUUGCCGCCGACGUCUCGACCGACUCGAGCGAGUGCGGCGGGCUGGUAUCUGACCUGAACGACCCCGAGGCCAUGAUCGAGACCUACCAGAAGACGUCUUUCAACGGGAACUCGGGGGGGUACGUGAUGAAGUUCGACCCGAGCUGGUUCCAGUACCUCUCCCCAGUCUCCUUCGCCUCUUCCGUCGCCUUCAACGGCUCCGAUGCGCUGCGGUACUACAACCCGCCAGAGAGUCUCGUGCGCAACUUCGUCGACGCAGAGGUCGCGCAGAACAUCACGAACCCCAGGAUCACCAACAGCACCAUCGACUCCGCGCGCGCCGAGGUGUUCCUGGCCAAGGUGUUCGGCGUGUACCUCACCGACGCCAUCGCGCGUACUGGAUCGAGCAGCACGGCGCUGAUACGCUCGGAAUCGGGUCAGUCGGCGAACCAACUCCCGGUGGCCAACUCCAACGUCCAGUCCAAUGUCCAUUUCAACAUCAAGGGAGGCACUCCCGCCAACGAGACCACCGGGCCGACGGUCGUGAAACACAUCAACGCCCGCGCCGCGCAAGAUGACCUCCUCUCGGAAUCGAUGGGCUUUGACUUUGGCGUCGAGAGAUACGGCUGGGGCACCGGCAAGCCGUCGCGGGCACUAGAGUUUGGCAAGGCGAUCCUGUACAUGUACCUUGCCGUCCUCAUCAUGUACCUGCUCACGAUCGUUGGUGGUCUUCUCUUGGAGAUGUGUGGCAUGUGGCCGCACAUGCGUGUGCUGAGCAUUGCUCCCUGGUGGGAUCUGCAGGGAUUGCUGGUCCUCGCGAUGAGGACGCCGCCGCCGGGAGACGGAGAUUUUGUGGAUGCCGGAGCGGGAGUUACCUCGUCUCACGUGUGGAGGAAGAGGGUGAGAGCGAUGGCGGACCUCGAGCACAACGUUCAGUUGGUGUACAACGACGAUACGGUCAGGGAUGAGUUGGACAAGACUGGGAAAGUGAAGUAUUUCUAA
Colletotrichum siamense is the source of this 4776-nucleotide messenger RNA. Its product is annotated as Titin-like protein. Lineage: Eukaryota; Fungi; Ascomycota; Sordariomycetes; Glomerellales; Glomerellaceae. The transcript has a single exon. Bases 1 to 4776 code for a protein of 1591 amino acids. The record is from RefSeq and is a predicted model, not a curated record.